GCUGACCGAAAACACACACUGUGUGUGUGUGUGUGUGUGUGUGUGUGUGUGUGUGUGUGUGUGUGUGUGUGUGUGUUAGACAUUAGCCUCCGCAGACAGAGCCAGGCAGACAGCGGCACACUCUCCCUCCCUUCCCCGUGUCAAAGCCUCCUUCUGUCGGCCUUCCUGAGCUCGGAUCCCCGCUCUCUGCGUGAAGAUGGUGUGCGGCGGCUUCACCUGCUCCAAGAACGCGCUCUGCUCGCUGAACGUGGUUUACAUGCUCGUCGGCCUGCUGCUGAUCGGAGUCGCAGCAUGGGGGAAGGGGUUCGGCUUGGUGUCGAGCAUCCACAUCAUCGGAGGGGUGAUCGCGGUGGGCGUCUUCCUGCUGCUCAUCGCCAUCGUGGGCCUCAUCGGCGCGAUGCAUCACCACCAAGUCAUGCUCUUCUUUUACAUGGUCAUCCUUUUUAUCGUUUUCCUGUUCCAGUUCGGAGUUUCUUGUUCCUGCUUGGCGAUGAACCGCGGGCAGCAGGAGACGCUUCUGACCUCGGCGUGGGGAAUUUUACAAAAUAAGACCAAGAUAGACCUGGAGGAUCAGCUCAACUGUUGUGGGCUGAUCAACUCCACCGACACCCGGCAACAGUUUGAACAAGACCUGCUACACUGCACCGCCUCUUGUAAAACGCACCAAAAGGUCUGCCAGCGCUGCGGGGACCUGAUGCUUAAUCAUGCUUCAGAAGCUCUGAAGAUCCUCGGAGGCGUCGGACUCUUCUUCAGCUUCACAGAGAUCCUGGGAGUGUGGCUCGCCGUGCGCUACAGGAACCAGAAGGAUCCACGUGCAAACCCAAGUGCUUUCCUAUAGUCUGUCCCGCGUACACAGCACAGCGCCGUUAGAUGCAGUUUUUUUUUCAGACACACUGGUACACACACACAGGCAUUAGAAUCAUGCACAUCUAGAAGCAGACACUCAGGCAUAUUAUACCGAGCCACAACCGCACAGAAUGGACGAGCGCACGUAGCACCCGACGACAAACACACACCUUCACCUGAGACUGAAACUACAGCAACAACAACAACAACAACAACAAACCCGUCACCACGUCCAGAAACCUUCACAAUCUCCUCAAGCUGGAAGAUCUGGAUACUUAUGUAUGAAGGGAUAAGUUGGCAUCACGACCAUGCAGCCUUGAUUUGAGUACCAGAUAGAUCUCCUGCUAGUUUCCAACUAUGUAACAAGCGAUGAGACAUCUCUGCAUGUGUCCUGCGCCUGCACAGACAAACAAACAGCCUCUUUUUGUUGUUGAUUUCAUUCCCCACGCCAACCAAAAUGACUGUGCAGUGUGUCAACAGAUAACUCGUAUGCACCUUGAAAUCUUUCCUCUCGUCUCUAACGUAGUGCCACAGCAAAAUAUAUUCCUCUGGUCAGCGCUAUCGGUGAUGUGUACCCAAGCGUGUCCGGCGUGAUGAGUUUGGUGUCAGCUGAGGGACGGAGGGAGGGAGGGGAAAGAAGUACUGGACAUGUGUUGUAAAUGCGUUUUUUGAAUUGUAUGUAAAUGCUUUUGUUUUUCCCCAGGUGCCACAAAUGCCGGGAUUUAGCAGGAGUUAGGAAGCAAGAAUAGAUUUUUUUUAGGUAGUUGCUAGUCACUCGGGUUCAAAUAUUUAUGAACUGUAACUGAGCCAACUAACUUUUAACAGUCAGAGAUAUUAGGAUGCCAACGGACUGCAGCCUCGAUGUUGUACAUAAUCUGUUAGAAGUCGUUCUCGGUGGGUUUGCCUCCUCCUCCCGCCCCUUUAGUCGUGAGGUUUGCCUGCAUAUUUUGAGGUGACGGGGUGAGGGGGGGGAGCGGCACGAUGAUCCACACACAACUUCUUGUAUUUACGAUGUUUCCUUUGUGUUGCACAGUGAUGUUGCUUAGUGUAGAUUCUGGUAGAAGAGAAGUGGAUUCAGGUACGUUAUCGUUACCUCCUGUGUAACUGGAAGAAAAAACACAAAAAAAAAAUGAAAAAAAAUAAAUUUGAUUUGAAAUAAUUGGGUAAAUUUGGCCAAAACGUGUUUAUCGCAAACCCAAUGUUUUGUUUUUAUAGUGUUAAUUGUGAAAAAGUGCUUUUGGUUGCAACUCUUCUUCUUUUUAAAAGAUAUUUUUGAGCUGAUUUUGUGGAUUUAUUUAGUUCUCUGUUGCCAUCUGCUCUUUUCAUUCAUCAGUGUUAUAAAUGCUUUGUACAAACAAAAAAAAAAAAUAAGUAAAAACGUGUGAAAUAUUUUCAGGAUCUAUUUAAGUUCAAGUUCGAUGACGCACAUUAGGCUUAAGUUAUGUUGUAGUUUUGACGCUGAGCUCGAGGUCGGACAUUUCUGCGCAGUGAUUUUCUCUUUUCCACACGUGUGUUUUCUUUUUUUUUUUUUUGAAUUGCUUUUAACUUAAAAGGACUAACACAAACUGUAAUUACGUCUUACUUGAACCUGUCGACUUUGGCUGAUUUAUGGAUUUCCUGCUGCUGAUUUGGAGUUAUCGCUGGUGUGUAAACAAAAACUUUCAAACAGAUCUUAAGCGUUAUUAUUAUGCCAUGUAUCACACCUCACUUUGAAAUUGUGUGCACUUGUUCAAAUGUAUCUUGAAUUUUUGAGACUUAAUUUUCCAAAUAAUAAAACCUCGAAUUGGAAA
Molecule: messenger RNA, 2636 nt
Organism: Larimichthys crocea (large yellow croaker)
Lineage: Eukaryota; Metazoa; Chordata; Actinopteri; Sciaenidae
Gene: tspan31
Product: tetraspanin 31
Exons: 6
Coding region: 197-838 (213 amino acids)
Cellular component (GO): membrane
Source: RefSeq, a predicted model, not a curated record